AUGCCUAAAAAAUUAUCGUACUUCAAUUUGAACGGUCUAGCCGAACCCAUAAGGUACAUUCUUCAUUACACCAACCAAGAGUUUGAGGAUGUUAGAUACGAUGUGUACAGUUGGCCAGACCCCAAAAUUAAAGCAAGUCUUCCCUAUGGCCAGUUCCCAGUUUACGAAGAAGAUGGCCGUGUUCUUACCAAAGCCUGGCCAUCACCAAAUGUCGUGCCUACGCUCUCCUGGGGUGACUUCGUAUUCUGUGGGGUGAUUGAAGCCAGCGACAUGUUUCUGGGCAUCGAAUUAAGCAAGGAUUAUCCAGCUGUUGGUACUUUGGUGCAACACAUCAGGAAUUUACCAGGAGUGAAGGAGUAUGUCAAGUCUAUAGGGCCCUACACCAUUGACCUCGCUAGAUUUAAGUACAAGAAAUGA
Molecule: messenger RNA, 417 nt
Organism: Spodoptera littoralis (African cotton leafworm)
Lineage: Eukaryota; Metazoa; Arthropoda; Insecta; Lepidoptera; Noctuidae
Source: the annotation of a GenBank genome assembly